Daktulosphaira vitifoliae (grape phylloxera) is the source of this 1586-nucleotide messenger RNA. RefSeq lists its product as uncharacterized. Bases 77 to 1021 code for a protein of 314 amino acids. The record is from RefSeq and is a predicted model, not a curated record. Lineage: Eukaryota; Metazoa; Arthropoda; Insecta; Hemiptera; Phylloxeridae. The transcript has 2 exons.
AACAGAAUAAAUACGUGUCUUAUGAAAUUUAUUCAAGUUUUAUUUUAAUGAAAAAAUUAUAUGCAAUAUUAUUACAAUGUUUUUAAUAAAACUUUACGAGUUUAGUUUAGUGUUAUCUUGUUUGAUUUUAUAUACAAAAGCAGAUACAAAUACAAAAAAACACAGAGAUAUGAUAGACAAGUUACUUAUGUCCUCGGGAUGGACAAAUUUAAACGAUUUGUACUGUAUAAAUUAUUACGAAAAAUUGUACUACCUUCGAAAUCUAAUGGAAACACCUACACAAUUUAAUAAAAGUGAUCAAAAAAUACGAGCUUUGACUAUAUAUAUUGGAUGUACAUACGCAAAAAUGUUAAAUAAUCUUUUAUUAGCUAUUUGCAGCGUUAUACAAAAUUGUAAAGUAAAAAUUAAAGAAAAAAACGACAUAAUUAAUGUAUGCAUUUUUACAGAAGAUCUCUUAAAUAUAAUAACUGUACUAAUUGUUCCAAUGGCAAAAUUGAUGAAAGGAGCGAUGGAUGCUUUGGAUAUUUUACAUAUAAGACCGUGGAUGUCUGGUAGAAAAACUAAAUACAUUUUAAGUGAUUCAUUAGAGAAAAUGGAAGAUAUUUUUGAGACAUUAAAAGAACAAACUCUAUCACGUGAUGAUAUAAAUACAUACAAUUUGACAUUAAAUACUAUAGAUUCAUUUUUUAAUGGUAUAAUAAUGGAUAUAAAUAAUGAAACUACAUUUUAUUGUAGAUUUAAACCUUUUGACGAGAAUCAUUUAUCGGGUGAAUGGCUUCAAGAAUAUGAAGCUAUUCAUUUCAAAGACUCAAAAUUAGUAUAUUUCAAAUUCCUAAUCAGGAAAAUUCAGGAUUAUAUCAAAACAGUAGUUAUAGAAAAAUAUUUUCAACUCGGAUUUAAAUUUGAUCCAAUCACCGAAGAAACGGUUGUUCCAACACCGAAUGAGCUAUUUGAACUAGAAUUGGAAUUUAAAGUAAUAGAUAAAGAGCCUUCAACGCUGAUACAAAUAGAAAAUCAUUAAAAAUAAUAACAUUAUUAUAAUCUAGCAUUAAUGUUUUAUAAUUAACCACAAUAUACAUAAUUAUUUUGAAAUCUUUAAAUGAUUAUUAAAACAUAAUUUUUUAAUUUAUAGAUGUUAAUUAUAAUUUAACAUGUGGUUUAUCAUAUACUUUUAUCUUAUUAUUUACAAAUGUAAAACUGAAUAUAUAUGUGUCUUUUGAUAUUUCGUUGAAUUAUAUUUUUAUCAGAUAGUGUUAUUCCUAUAAAAACAUUAUCAAGUAAUAACUUUUGAAUGCUAUUUUAAUUAUAUAAUUUUUUUUCUUAAUAGCAUAAUGAAAGGUUAAGAGUAUAAUUGAGGGGCUCUCCCUCUCUCUUAGCUAGUAAUGAAGAUAUCACAAGUAUGGGAGGUUAAGAGUAAAUCUAUAUGUAGGAAAACACUACCAUAUAAGAAGGGGGCAAAUACUAUGAAAAAAAAAUUAGUUUAUUAGAAAUUAAUUAUUAAAUUGUAAUUAAUAAAAAAUUAUUAGAUAGAAAUGAUUAAUUGUGACAGGAAUGGGUUAGUAUAGGAGGAUAUAUGUUUUGUGAUU